Messenger RNA from Gloeophyllum trabeum ATCC 11539, 804 nucleotides. RefSeq lists its product as uncharacterized. The record is from RefSeq and is a predicted model, not a curated record. Bases 112 to 804 code for a protein of 230 amino acids. The transcript has 3 exons. NCBI's taxonomy places the organism in Eukaryota, Fungi, Basidiomycota, Agaricomycetes, Gloeophyllales, Gloeophyllaceae.
GUGCGCGUCCUGCUGUAGGAUUGGUGGAGCUCAGAAAAGUUCAAAUGCACUGUGGUGCUGCGAUAGAAGGACACGAAUUAUCCACCUCUGACGCCCCUCCCAGACCUCGCCAUGAGCGUGAAGACCACCACCCAGCGAAGCCUCGACACCUUCGGCAAAACCACUACUUCCGUCGAGCUAAAAUGCCCAGAUGACACGACCGGCGUCGAACGCAUCAUGCUCGCAGCGCAGGGCGACCUGCAGCGGCUUCUCAGCUGCUUCUUCGGGCGCCCCAUCUCCGUCGAAUGCGUCUCCGCACGCACCUCCCCGCGCUCCGCGCCCGCGUCGCCGCAGCACCCCAUCACGCAGGACCGCCAGGUCCAGCUCCUCUGCUCGGGGCGCAUCGUGUGCGUCGCGACCUCUCGCGUCGUGCUCACCUCGCCCGAGUGCGAGCGCCUCUUCCUCGACGAGAAGUUCGCGAUCGGGCAGCUCUUCCGCCACAUGCGCGUGUCGCCUAGGUUCACGCUCCUCGAUGUGCAGACGCGGGUCAACGCGCGCGGGAAGAGGGAGCUCGAGAGACGGUAUAUGCUCGAGGCAGAGGGGGUGUCGUGUGAUAUCACCGAGCUGUUCCCUGACAGGGAUAUGUUUGUCCUUGGGACGGCGUGGCUCGAUGCUGUUGACGAGCCCGCCCCUGAAAAACGGCACACAGUGUCGAAUGUGGUUACUAAGGACCAGGCCGUUGAGUUCACCCCCCACGGCCUACUUCUCGCGAUGAUUCUGUCAUUUAUCUUUGGCUCAUAUUGCUUCACUCGUGUCGGACUAUGA